AGCAAUGCCUCCAAAGAAGGUGAAGAAAAACAAUCAGCAGUCAAGUGGCGAACAGGAUGGUCAGCUGAGUACAGAGCAGCGAGACCAAAAGAGGAAGCUGUUCAUGCAACAGUUUGAGAAAGAAGCCCAGGAGCGGAUCCGUGAGAUGGAGGCAAAGAUGGAGCAGACACUGGCCACUCUAGAGCGAGUGUUCAGGGUGGAGCUGAUGAAGAUUCCCCCUGCUAUCCGAAAUACCCUGAUAAAGGACUUACUUAAGGAGGAUGAUGUUCCAGUUGGGGAGGUCACCAUUGCCAUGAAGGCUGAAUCUCCAGAGAUUCCCUUGACAAGGAAACUGAGUAGGAAAGCCCGCUCGAGCCAGGUGGGGGCAUCAGUUCCAAGGCUGCAAAGGACACUGUCGGCGAAUGGCAAAAAGCCCAUGAGGGAGGCAUCCAAGAGUAUCCCCAAGACCAGAUCGCUUAUAAGCACGUCAAACGCAGUAAAAACUCUCAGGGUGGCCUCAACCACCAAGAGAACACAAACGCAUGUUGCCAAAGUCAACAAGCAGAUGACUGCAUCUGCCAGCCAGGCCGGAAGCACUAGCUCCGCUGGACUGCGGUCGCUGGAUGCAGAUGGGAUGAAUACCUCCCCUUUAAUGGCGACAGCCACCGUAUCAACAUCUCGUGGAGAGACUCUCUUCCUGACCGAUGACCUGAAGGACCACAUCGAUGUGACUAUGCUGGAUGAUGCAGCGAUUCUACAGAUAGAGCAGCUCCGGAAACUGAUGGACUACUUGUGCAAGAAGGUCAGACAAAAUCAAUGACUACUGGCCACACAGCUAGUCAUGCUUUUGUAUUUAUUGUAACAAAUUCUAAUAAAGAGAUUUUAAGUA
This is a messenger RNA of Scleropages formosus (Asian bonytongue), 868 nucleotides long. RefSeq names its product cell division cycle associated 9 (gene cdca9). Gene Ontology annotation, biological process: mitotic sister chromatid segregation. Gene Ontology annotation, cellular component: chromosome, centromeric region; chromosome passenger complex; spindle midzone. Lineage: Eukaryota; Metazoa; Chordata; Actinopteri; Osteoglossiformes; Osteoglossidae. The transcript has 10 exons. The record is from RefSeq and is a predicted model, not a curated record. The coding region runs from base 5 to 799 and encodes 264 amino acids.